This is a messenger RNA of Pseudoliparis swirei, 1270 nucleotides long. RefSeq lists its product as uncharacterized. The transcript is spliced from 8 exons. Gene Ontology annotation, molecular function: methyltransferase activity. The record is from RefSeq and is a predicted model, not a curated record. NCBI's taxonomy places the organism in Eukaryota, Metazoa, Chordata, Actinopteri, Perciformes, Liparidae. The coding region runs from base 117 to 1022 and encodes 301 amino acids.
AAGGUGGACUGAAGACUCAACCAGCUCGUUCCUUCGGGAGCUUCCGGUUCCACCUUAAGGCGCAGGCGCGUUCCUCAGAGCUUCCGGAUGAACUCACAAACGUCUCGCGCUCCAAUAUGAAUUAUUCUGAAGCCAAAUCAGAAUGUAAGAAGCUGCUGAGCAGAGUGAAGCCUGGUGACGUCGGCAGACUGGUGACGUGGCUCCGGAGCUCAGACGAGUUGGAUGAGUUUCUGUCCAACAACCAGACGACGAUCCUGCAGAACAUCGCUGAAGAGCUGAGAGGGAGUCUCCCUCCAGACGCCAUGUUGUCCUCGGAGAACACUGCUCACAGCAAGAUGCAGCAGUGUUCCCGGCCCACGGUUCAUGUUGACGCGUUCCUGUAUGAUGAAGAUCAGGUGGACGCUCUGUGUGAGGAGGGAACCAUGAGCCGGUCGUACUGUCUCACCUGUGGAUCCCACAGAACCGCCCCUCUGGACUUCAUCUCUCACUCGUUCUCGAUAUCAGAGCUUCGGUUCCUGUUUGACAACGUUCUUCCAGACCUGAGCGGCCGGCUGCUGGUGGACGUGGGCUCCAGGCUGGGAGCUGUUCUGUACGCGGGUUACGUGUUCAGCUCGGCCUCUCAGCUCGUUGGUUUGGAGAUCAGUGAGGAGUUUGUCAAACUGCAGAACAACAUCCUCCAGAAAUACAACAUGAUGGAUCGACUACAGGUUCUCCACACUGACGUCCUCCUGCAGAACGUUCUGCUGCAGAAUGCAGACGUUCUCAUCAUGAACAACGUCUUCCAGUUCUUUAUGGAACCCAGUGAACAAGUCCGAGCGUGGAGGUUCAUCAUGGAGAACUUCAGGAAGAAAGGGUCUCUGCUGGUCUGCGUCCCCGGUCUGCAGGAGAGUCUGAACAGUCUGCAGCAGGAGACUCUGCAGCCCGGCUGGGUGGAGGAACUUCCUGUGGACUACGAGGUCUACCUGGGCCAAGACACGGACCUGGAUGCUCUGAGACAGAUCCACCUGUACCGGGUCCUCUGAUCCGGACCAGAUGUCUGGGACUGAUCCACCUGUACCGGGUCCUCUGAUCCGGACCAGAUGUCUGGGACUGAUCCACCUGUACCGGGUCCUCUGAUCCGGACCAGAUGUCUGGGACUGAUCCACCUGUACCGGGUCCUCUGAUCCAGACCAGAUGUCUGAGUCCGGCUGGUUCUGAAUUAUGUUGUACGUGUUGUUGUUUUGUUGACUUUUCUUUAAACCAAAGAGCCGGAAAUAAAAACUAAACCAUC